GACUGGGCCUCCGGCAGGUAAAUCCUAGCUGCCUUGUCAACAUCCUUGGGCAUCUGCAGCUCCGGAGGCCCUGGUAACUGACGGGUAACUAGGUUUCGGAGUGGCAUUUUAAAAAGCGGGUCUCUAACACUGAUGACGGGCCAUGAGAGGCCCACAGUCUUAACAGCCAGGGCCGUGGGUCGGAUCCCUCCUGCCCUAGCGCCGUUAUCUAACUGAAAACGAACGCCGAGGAGCACAGAGAAACCCGAAGCUAGAGCUCUGCCCGUGCUGUAGCUCCCGUCAUUCUCCAGAAGCCACACAGCAGCCAGAAGUUAUAAGAAAAUCCUUACAAGUUUCACCAAUAACUUCAGUCUGGAGUGAAUCAGAUAUGUCUGCUUCAUAGCCAGAAACCUUUGGUCGUAGUUACCGAUUUCAUUUGGUUACAUGACUCACAGUUUCAGAAGCAACAGUCUCCUACUGCGUUCAGUCCUGGUGGUCACUGAACAACCUCUGCUGGGAGCAGGCAAGAAGCUAUGUGAAGGAAUCUUCUGAUGUCACAAUUCUGGGUGUAACUGGAAUUCCUUUGGCAAGUCUAGCCUUCUAUGGAAAGUCAGUAGAAGCAAUUGAUUUAUUCACCUCUACAGGAAUCAGACUUGGCCUAUUUUGGAUUUCAGUGAAUUAUGCCUUUUCGGUUUGGGACCCAGCCAAGGAGGUUUCCAGUGGAAGGAGGCGAUUCUUCAAUUGGACUAGAAUCAGGCCUGAGCUCCAGUGCUGCCUGUAAUGGGAAAGAGACAUCACCCAAUAGGCAACUCCGAAGAUGCCCUGGAAGUCAUUGCCUGACAAUAACUGAUGUUCCCAUCACUGUCUAUGCAACAAUGAGAAAGCCACCUGUGCAAAGCAGCAAGGAAAUGCAUCCCAAAUAGCAUCAUUAAGUCUUCUGUUGAGGGUUGACUAGGUCAAGGGUAAUGGGCCAGUAUCAUCUUAUGGUCUGUGUGGUAAACAAAUAAAGGCGGUGGCACUAGUUGGGUGAUGACAA
This is a messenger RNA of Meriones unguiculatus (Mongolian gerbil), 1015 nucleotides long. RefSeq names its product family with sequence similarity 229 member B (gene Fam229b). The transcript is spliced from 6 exons. NCBI's taxonomy places the organism in Eukaryota, Metazoa, Chordata, Mammalia, Rodentia, Muridae. The record is from RefSeq and is a predicted model, not a curated record. The coding region runs from base 660 to 902 and encodes 80 amino acids.